CGAGGGGCCGCGGCGGGCGCGCGCGGGCGGGGAGGCGGCGGCGGGCGCGGCGGCCGGAGGAGCCCGGCGGGCGGGCGGGGGAGGGAGAGAAAGGCCGAGACGGAGCGGCGAGCGGCGGCGGCCGAGGGGCUGGUCCAGGCGCGGCCGCUAAGAGGAGACCAAGAGGCGGGGGCUGCACUUGACAACCAGCAUGCGGAGAUGUCAGAAGAGGCAGAAGUGGAUGUGAGAGAAAGAGAGACACAGAGAGACAGAGAGCCAAAGAGGGCAAGAGACUUGACUUUAAGAGGCUCCUGUACUGACAACUCCAUGCAGUUCGGAACCAGAACGACUGCGGCUGAACCAGGGUUCAUGGGGACAUGGCAAAACGCUGAUACUAACCUUUUAUUCAGAAUGUCCCAACAGGUUCCAGUGGCAUGUGCUGGCAGAGUGCUGGGUGCAGACUUCUGCCCAAGCCUGGAGGAGCCAGACCAGAGGCUGGAAGUCCAGGCCAUCCGAUGCACACUGGUAAACUGCACGUGCGAAUGUUUUCAGCCGGGGAAGAUUAACCUGCGGACUUGCGACCAGUGCAAACAUGGCUGGGUGGCACAUGCCUUGGAUAAGCUCAGCACCCAGCACCUGUACCACCCCACGCAAGUGGAGAUCGUGCAGUCCAACGUGGUGUUCGACAUCAGCAGCCUGAUGCUCUACGGGACACAGGCGGUGCCCGUGCGGCUAAAGAUCCUGCUGGACCGGCUCUUCAGUGUCCUGAAGCAGGAGGAGGUGCUACACAUCCUGCACGGCCUGGGCUGGACGCUGCGGGACUACGUCCGGGGGUACAUCCUUCAGGAUGCUGCCGGCAAGGUGCUGGACCGCUGGGCCAUCAUGUCUCGAGAAGAGGAAAUCAUCACCCUUCAGCAGUUUCUGCGGUUUGGAGAAACCAAAUCCAUCGUAGAGCUGAUGGCAAUUCAGGAGAAAGAAGGGCAGGCCGUGGCUGUCCCGUCUUCAAAGACAGACUCAGACAUUAGGACUUUCAUUGAGAGCAAUAAUCGCACCAGGAGUCCCAGCCUCCUUUCUCACCUAGAAAACAGCAACCCUUCCAGCAUCCAUCACUUCGAAAACAUCCCCAACAGCCUUGCGUUUCUGCUUCCAUUCCAGUACAUAAACCCAGUCUCGGCCCCGCUGCUAGGAUUGCCUCCAAACGGGCUCCUGUUAGAGCAACCAGGACUGAGGCUGCGGGAACCCAGCCUGUCAACCCAGAAUGAGUAUAACGAGAGCAGCGAGUCUGAAGUAUCCCCCACACCUUACAAGAACGAUCAGACUCCCAAUAGGAACGCCUUGACCAGCAUCACUAACGUGGAGCCCAAAACCGAGCCAACCUGCGUGUCCCCCAUUCAGAAUUCCGCCCCGGUCAGUGACUUGACCAAAACUGAACACCCGAAAAGCUCAUUCCGGAUCCACCGGAUGAGAAGGAUGGGGUCAGCCUCCAGGAAAGGAAGAGUGUUCUGUAACGCGUGUGGGAAGACGUUCUAUGAUAAAGGUACUCUCAAAAUCCAUUACAACGCUGUCCACCUGAAGAUCAAACACCGGUGCACCAUCGAAGGCUGCAACAUGGUCUUCAGCUCCCUCCGAAGCCGCAAUCGUCACAGUGCAAACCCUAACCCUCGCCUCCACAUGCCUAUGCUAAGAAAUAACCGAGACAAAGACUUAAUCCGGGCCACCUCGGGAGCUGCCACCCCCGUCAUAGCGAGUACGAAGUCAAAUCUCACACUCACCAGCCCCGGCCGGCCCCCGAUGGGUUUUACCACUCCCCCACUCGACCCCGUCUUACAGAACCCUCUCCCCAGCCAGCUGGUGUUUUCCGGGCUAAAGACUGUCCAGCCAGUCCCUCCAUUUUAUAGAAGUUUACUCACUCCAGGAGAAAUGGUGAGUCCUCCCACCUCCCUCCCGACCAGUCCCCUCAUCCCAACCAGCGGUGCCCUGGAGCCGCACCCCGUGCCACCCUCUGAGCCAGCAGCUCCGGUCGUGAUGAUGGCCACGCACGAGCCCGGUGCCGACCUGCCCCCCAAGAAGAAGCCCAGGAAGUCCAGCAUGCCCGUGAAGAUCGAGAAGGAGAUCAUCGACACCGCCGAUGAGUUUGAUGACGAAGACGAUGACCCCAAUGACCCCGGAGCCGUGGUCAAUGACGUGAGCCAUGACAAUCAUUGCCACUCCCAAGAGGAGAUGAGCCCAGGCAUGUCUGUGCAGGACUUUUCGAAGCACAGCAGGUCCCGGUGCAUUUCAAGGACUGAAAUCAGAAGGGCUGACAGCAUGACUUCGGAGGAUCAGGAGCCUGAGCGGGACUAUGAGAACGAGUCCGAGUCCUCCGAGCCCAAACUGGGCGAGGAGUCCAUGGAAGGGGAUGAGCACAUGCACAGCGAGGUAAGCGAGAAGGUCCUGAUGAGCAGCGAGAGGCCCGACGAGAACCACAGCGAGCCCUCCCACCAGGACCUCAUCAAGGUGAAGGAAGAGUUUGCAGACCCCACUUACGACAUGUUCUACAUGAGCCAGUACGGACUAUACAAUGGUGGGGGAGCCGGCAUGGCGGCCCUGCACGAGAGUUUUGCCUCCUCUCUGAAUUACGGCAGCCCCCAGAAGUUCUCCCCGGAAGGCGACCUGUGUUCCAGCCCAGACCCCAAAAUCUGUUACGUGUGCAAGAAGAGCUUCAAAAGCUCCUACAGCGUGAAGCUCCACUAUAGGAACGUUCACUUGAAAGAGAUGCACGUCUGCACGGUGGCUGGCUGCAACGCUGCCUUCCCCUCUCGCCGGAGCAGAGACAGAAACAGAAAUUUACGGAUGGAAAGAACCAUAGGUCCAGGACAUCGAGACAGCCUGCAUCUCCGUAGACACAGUGCCAACAUAAAUCUGCAUCGGAAACUGUUGACCAAAGAACUCGAUGACAUGGGCCUGGACUCCUCACAGCCCUCGCUCAGCAAGGACCUCCGGGAUGAGUUUUUGAUGAAGAUCUACGGAGCCCAGCACCCGCUGGGGCUGGACGUCCGGGAAGAGGCCUCGUCCCCCGCGGGCACCGAGGACUCGCACCUGAACGGGUACGGGCGCGGCAUGGCCGAGGACUACAUGGUCCUGGACCUGAGCACCACCUCCAGCCUGCAGUCCAGCAGCAGCAUCCACUCCUCCCGAGAGUCCGACGCGGGCAGCGACGAGGGCAUCCUCCUGGACGACCUUGACGGGGCGAGUGACAGCGGGGAGUCCGCGCACAAGGCCGAGGCGCCCACCCUGCCCGGCGGCCUCGGGGCCGACGUGCCGGGGUCCCUGAUGUUCAACAGCUUGUCCGGGAGCAACGGCGGGAUCAUGUGCAACAUCUGCCACAAGAUGUACAGCAACAAGGGGACCCUGCGCGUUCACUACAAGACCGUGCACCUGCGGGAGAUGCACAAGUGCAAGGUCCCCGGCUGCAACAUGAUGUUCUCCUCCGUGCGCAGCCGGAACCGGCACAGCCAGAACCCGAACCUCCACAAGAACAUCCCCUUCGUGUCGGUAGAUUAGUCUCGGGACGGACACCACCAAUGCCAGCUCUCACCAGACGGCCUACAUGUUUGAACUGCCAUAGUCAGUGUGUGCUUGUGUACUUAGUGUGUGUGUGUGUGUACACAUGGAUGUCUCUGCGCCUGUACACACACACACACACACACACACACACACACACCUUUUCUUUUCUUUAGAUAUAAAAAUGAUAACACUAAGUGCUUUUGAAUUUUUUUUUCCUUUAUAAUUCUGGAAAAGGAAGUUAUAUCAUUUGGGGGGUAGAAACUAAGUACCCUUUAAAGACACACACACACACACACGCACACACACACACACACACACACACAAAGCGUGCAAGUAGCCCACAUUUUGAUGGAACGAUAAUUCUUGGUCCUCUCCAAAGAGACAGUUUGUUGUACCCAUGACUGUUGCCUGCAAAAAAAGAAAAAAAGAAAAGAAAAGAAAAGAAAAGGGAUUAAAAAAAAAAAAAGGAACUUCUUAAUAGUUGUCUUUUGUGAACUUUAAGGUUUUGAGAGAAUCUUCAACUACAGCAUGGCAGAUUCACCUGUAAAUAUUUAGCCUCGGGAGGCUAAUGAUGUAAAACAAUUGUAUUGAUGUUGUUUAACUCUUUUUGUUUAAUUUUUACAGUUACAACCAGCUGUUAGAUAACGCAGGAAAAAAAUAGUUUGCUGGCUAGCUCUACUCAUUUAUGUUAGCAUUAAUGCACAUUUUUUUAAAAAAAAACAAACAAAAAACAUGGUCUUGUUUUUACUACCUGCUAGAUAUAGUGAUAAAGAGGUGCUGGCAUGCUUUACAGCACAAAUCUGAUUUUUUAAACGUCCUGUACUAGUACAUAAACCCCAUCAUGCACUUUUUUCAUACACUACAAGGGGAUGUGUAAUAUCCAUGCUUCUUUUUUACCCUUAAACUAUUGCCAUACUUUACAUAAGUGUCUUUUUUUUUUUUUUUAACGAAAAAAGAAAAUUUCACUUGCAUAAGAAUGGUCUGGUCAGUAUAGGGCACAAAUGCCAAACAAAAGUAUUAAUGUUAACACAAAACUGCCAACUUUGCACAAGUUUCCAGAAAAGAAAAUACAAUUAGUCACUCAACAUAACCACAGGCCAAUUUGUCGGCCACCAGAAAACCGCUCUAAAAAAAAACAAAAAAAAAACACUUGGUGAUUCUUUCAAGUGCCGAAUGUUAUUAGAAUCAACAUUGCAUCCUUCUUGCUUAUAUGUUAAGUUACAUAAAAGGAAAACAAAAUUAUGUGGUGUGAAACAGCCAAGGCAUUUAUUCUUUAGAGGCAGGAUAAUAUUUCAGGAUACAAAAGCCCAAAUUACUCACUAUGGAACAAAGCUGCAUACAGUAGGCGAGUUGAGCAUACAUUUCCAAGGACCUAACCCGUAUCCUUUAAAAAGAAAGAGAGAGUCGGAGCUGGGCUGGGCUGUUGUAUGGCUGGCUGAUUUGUCGCAAGUUCUUCAGUACUGCUGUGAUUCAGGCUCCUUUGAUAGGCAAAAUCAAAAGGCAUUGAACAGCAGCCGCACUCGGAAGCUUUGAAAACAUGUGCUGAACUUGAAUUGAGCAACACUCCCUUCUGAAAAGCCAGAGAACGGGGGUUUAACACGAGAUCUCUCACUGGUUAGUGUUUUGUGUUUCCCUGCGCGAUUUGUCACAGAGAAAUGAAAACAAGCCUAAAACCAAGCAGUUGAGAGUGAGAAAGACGGGGUGGGGGGGAGGUGGAGGGGAGAUGAUUCUCCAAACCUGUUUUGUUUUGUUCUGUUUUGUUUUGUUUCUGAUGUUUACACAUGUUGCCUGAGCUGGUUAACCACAUCGGCAGCCUCGGCUACCACAACAUACUGACUAAAUGAUGAUAUUUACUCAAGUUCAGUCUGCAGCCAAAGCCAUUAGGGUGUGCAUUGCAGACUGUGUUUUGUUGUCUUUUUUUUUUUUUUUUUUCUUAAGUGAAGGGGUGGGGGAAGAUAAACAGGGAAUAGUUUGUCAAACAGUACACAGUAAUUUCAAGAGAAUGUAUUUCUUUUCUGCAUUUAAUGGCCUCAAACAUUUCUCAUCAAUCUAAAUGUUAGAAAUACCUACCCCUUUGUUUUAACUUUGCAUUUCAUUUCCAUUUUUCAUAUGUUUUGUAAUUAUUUUUUCUAUGUUCACCAUCAGCAUUCACUUCCGUUAAAUUUGCCAAAGGAAACUGUUGAUAUGUUUCUGUUGUUAUUAUUCCUAUAGGAUUUAUUGUACCUCACAGUAUUUAUUGUUUCCAAAAAAAAAAAAAUAAGCAUCAUUAGUUGUGGAUACAGUAUUUUUAUUUGUGAAAAGUUCAGAAACAAUAGCUUCUUAGAGAUAAGCUAGACUUGUCUGCGAGCUUUAUCUUUUCAUCUCCUUCCCAGGAUGCCAUGGGGUUCAUUUAGUUCUUCAUUUGUUCCGCAGCGAGGAAAGACCAAAAUUAUUUGCAGUACAAAAGAAAUCUUACUAAACACUAUGUCUCUUAAAUGACAAAUGUUUACGGUAAAAAGCUGAGGAAUUAGUAAUAACUGUUGUUGUUUUCUUGUAUCUUUGGAUUCCCCAAAAUCCUAAUGGCUUUAUUUUGGUGUUGUGUUAAAUGGAAUAGACGGAGAUGUUUCCUUUUGUUUUAUACCAUAUUAGACUCUGUACAGUAUGUUUGUGAAAGAUUGAACUAGAAUAAUGAAAGUUUGUUUGCAAACAUGUUGGUCCUCUUAGCGUUCUCUGUGUUGCGCUGUUGACCCAUUUGACCAAGUGAUUCCGUUCAAAAGGAUGGGGGGGGGGGGUGUUUUUAGCAUCACAACAGGAGCUCACAGAAACACUAGCUUAUUUUGGAGUGUGUGUAGGCAGAAUUAUACCCCGUUUUAUGCAAAUAACACAUUUUAUUUCAGCGAUUUUUUUUAAAGGUACACUCUUGGUUGAGCUGUUUGAACUCAUCCUGUUGUACAGAAUCAAUGUUUAGUCUGUUUAAUUUAAUGUCAACGGAAAGGUCAGAUAGCCCUAAUGAGUGAAUUACAGAGCUGCCAGCAAAUGAACCAGGCUUAGAACUAAUGUGUGUUCCUUGCCACAAUCGGACUAAGGUGAAUAGCCAGGUAGAACAAGUCUAGAUGCAGCAAGAUUCCCAAAGUAGGAAUUCCCUUGCUCGGGAACAUGAAAGAGCUCCACGACAUUUUGUCAGAGAUAUGGCAAUGAAUUCUGGAGAACUCACCCUGCUUAAAUAUCUUCCCAAAUUGCUACUGCUUUUGUGCCUCCAAUGCCCAUAUGGAAUGGUGGCCUUCUAAAUGGGUGAAUCACAUUUUCCAAUGCAAAGCCGAUUUGCCUAAAAGGGACAGGGGGAGUGGACAGAAGUGGUACAUAAAUAACAGGUACAAUCAUGAAACAUACUGUUUAGUCCUGAAGUGUUGCUUGUUUAGGGUGUGUGCCUGCGUGCAAUGUUUUAACUCACCUAUAAGUCUAGGUAAGAGGUGAUCCCAAGGCUUUUUUGCAAGCAGAAAGGAUAGAGAGAUCAGCAUAUUAAUCAUUGAGCCCUUCAUCUUUGCCCAUUCCUACUCAUUUGCUUUUUCACAGGAGAUUCCUGCUGUGCAAUGAUUUCUCUCUAGCUGCAUCCAUUCUGUGCUGGCUGAAAAUGAAUAGUGACGCUGGUUUUCAUCCAAGCGGCCUUUCCCCGUUUGAUUGGUUUUAACCAGACUUUUGUCACAGGUACAAAAUUAGGAAGUAUUAUGAAUGUGCAUGUUCAGUAGGCGAUGCUUAAAUUCCUAUUCUGAUUGUUUUAAACUACACUUUUGUAAAUACCAGAAACGCUUAUUCUACUUUAGGGACUAUCUGCAUGCUGUGGAGGGGGAUGACAAAGAGCAGGAAAAGGGAUAGGCAAUAAGUAAUUUGGUUUUUAAAACGUGAUAAAAAGUUUGACACACUGUUCUGCCAUCAAUUGUAUUGAAAUAAUUCAACCCAAUGUAAUGCAUUUCAGGUCGUAGUCCAGCCACCCCGUUCAUCCUGACACCUUUUACAGGUUUACAGGUGUUAAUAUUUUCCUUCUGGCUAUGAUAAACAUCUGUUUUUGAAAACAUUUUUAAUACAAGGGUGCCACUGACUUUGUAGUAUAUGAUUCCUUUGAUUGUGAAUUUCCAGGCCCUUUCCGUAAGAGGCCAAUGGCACUUAACUAGUUAACAGCCCUGUUAGUGUGUACAUUGCUCUUUAAAAAAAAAAAAAAGAAAGAAAGAAAGACUAUACCAAGAAUUGGCUGUUCCAGAGGCAUUCUCCUCAUUUUACUCAGGAGAAACCAUGCAUUAGGUUCUCACCAAAUAAAAUAAAUGUGACCUUUUGUUCCCCAUCCUCUCUGUACACACCCCAGAUGUGUGCCAAGCAAAUGAGAAGGGGAGCCCUUGGCAAUUAGAACAUAAAGAAGCCGGUAACCAGAUUGAGACGGACGUGCUGCUAACUGCUAACAGUUGACCUGAGCAGUCCUAACUUGUACGUAGACUGUUAGUGUUGAGUUAGAUUGACUAACAGAGUAAAUAAAAUUCAACUGUAAUAAGACACGCUACAUCUGCUCUCGUAAAGAAAGAAAUCACCCAGAAAAACCUUACAUUCUUUCUAUCAACACACUCCUUUUCUCAAGAACUCCCUUUUUAAAAUUCCGACUAACAAAUUUCAUUUUAAAAAAAUAAUAAUAACACAUAUUCCCCCGAACUCAGAAUAUUUAUUAAAGGAUUUUGUUUUUUUCCUUCUCAAUUCUUUGUGUUACUUUUUUUUUUUUUUUUAAUGGGGAGAGUCUCCACAAGUAAGGAGGACAAGAAAAGGCAGGUGCCACGGAGACUGGAAGAAAACUAGAGGCCCAGUGAGUGAGACACACUGAGGAGGGGAGGCGCCCACCCUGCUUGAGGGGAGCUGAAAAAGAAACAGUAAAUGCACUGAAAGUGUGUGUGCAAGUGUGGUGCAAUCUGCCUCGCAGUGGCUGGGGUUGUGCUGAUGCUGCGCCCUGCCUGGGACAGCUCAAGGUCCUUAGGGCCAUGAGAGCCAACAAGGCAAUCAUGCAGGUUUUUUUUUCUUCUUCUUUUUUUUUUUUUUUUUUAAUGUGAAGUGAUGCGAGAGUCCCUUAGGAAGCAAAAGGAUGCUAUGGGUCCACCUAGGUCAGUGGUCAGCAAACUGUGGCUUGAGUGUGGCUCUUCCACAAAAUACCACGUGCGGGCGCACACGUACAGUGUGAUUGAAACUUUGUGGCCCAUGUGCAAAAGUCAGUUUUCAGCUCUCAAAAGCAAUUUCAGUGGUUGUACCAUUGAUAUUUGGCUCUGUUGACUAAUGAGUUUGCCAACCACUGACCUAGGUUAUAGUAAUGGCCGGUGGUCAAGCCUUGCGCUGGCUGUGAUGAGAAGAAGUGAGUGGUAGCCAGCGGGAUCUGUUCUUUUCCAUCGCUGCUUUUGCUCGCCCCCAUAGCUAUGAUUGUAUUGCUACUUGGCUAAAGUUCUCUUGAUCAAAAUGUGAGCUCAUUUACCUUCCUGCAAAACAUCCAGCUAGCUUCUCUGUCUUCACGUCAUCCGGCAAAGCUGAACUACAUGUUGUAGUCUUACUUGUGCUAAUAUUAAGGCCACAUCUGAUCCGUCCUAGAUUCAUUGUCAUAAUUCCUGUAGUUGGAGAGUGGCUCACCAUAAAUGCUCACUUUCCAUUAGAAUUGUAUAAAUCCAGCUAGAAGUGAGCAGCGCAUUCAUGUACCAUCGCUCUUGCCCAGACACCCAUCCAUCCCAGGGCUAUGUCAUCCUUCUCACAUCUUGCACAGAAUCACGUGGUCAUUCAGCAAUAGCUGGACAUCAGUACUGUCUUUUUGGCAUUUGUUGAAAAAUCCAAAUGCCUAAUAACAGGGAGUUACAAACGAGGCAUUUUUACAAGUACACUGAAUUGGAUCAGCGUUAUUGUUCAUUAUGAUGCUAUAUAUAUAUUUUGAAGCAACGUACUAUAGUUGUCAUAAAACUAUCUUUAUUCUUCUUCUCUAAAGCAUUGUUGUAAAUUCAUUUGACCUUUACGGGGGGAAAAAAUAUUUUCUAUACAGACUCUCCAGACAAGGUUCGGUUUGUAACAAAUAAUGGACCAUUACAAAGGAGGAAGGGGAAAGCCUUGGCUGAGCAGAGAGAAGCUUCGGUUCAAUUUCACCUCAUAUCUUUCUAAUAACUUACUUGUCACUUUAUUACCUUCCAGUAAUGUGAACGCUGCUGACAAGACUGUCACACUAACAGCAGACAACACCCUCUCCGCUCCAGCCCCAGCUCCCCUGGCUACUUACUGCCCUGGCCCUGAAGGGACACAAACUAAUAGUGUGCUUUCCAGUUCAGCACUUGGCCAUCAAAUAUAAAAGGAUGCGUAAUUGCCUGUUUAUCCCUUGUGAAGGGGAAAUUGAGUACAAGGGCUAGGCUUUCCCACUUAGUUCCCUGAGGUACACACUAUCAGUCUCUCUCUCUCUCACUCUCGCUCGCUCUCGCUCUCUCUCGCUCUCUCUUUCUUGCUCUCUCUCACCCACCCUCUCCGCCACCUCUCUCUCCCCUCCCACCACUUAGAUCCGUAGCACAAAACUGCAUCUUUGGUAAGCCCAGGGCUGCCUCUAGAUGCCCUCUCCAGCCAUCAUGACUUCUGAAAUAAAGGGCCAGUAGAGAGAUGCUGGCUAUGACAGCAUGCUUUGCAUCUUUGGAACUUGAAUAUUGCAACUGCACACCCAUCCAUUUGGGGAGAACUGGGCAUGGCCCUGUGAUUUCCCACAAGGGAAGCCUUACAAUAUAUUUCUUCCCCUUCAGAAAGUUCACAUUUUAAGCAAAUGGUUGUGCGUGGUGGUAAAGAAAAGCACUUGCUUUUUUAGCGUUGGCAUCCAAACAGUGUUUAACAUAUAUAGAUGUAUCUCUCAAUGAAAACCUCCAAACCCAUAGUGUGAUAGUGUGACAUGGCAGAUUAACCUUCAUUUUUUAAAAACUGGAUUGACAAUCUAAAAUAAAUAAAAGGCAUGGGGGUUUUAGUCUAAUCACUAAAACAGAGACUACCCUAUUCCUAAAAGUUAAAUUCCCCACUUUGGGAGAAUUUUUGCAAGUAUAAGUACAAUGAGCUUUACAAAAAUCAAGUGACAAGGGGACAAAAGGUACUGAGGAAAAACACAUGGAAAUGUUAUAUUCCAAAAUACCUUGAGCCCAAGUAACCUGUAGGCAUUGUAUUGGCUGCUACUUCUGCAUACUGAACUACACAGAGGAUGGUUGACACAUGGCUGAUUAGUGGCUAAAUUAAGUGCAAGGUGUAUUUGUGACCUUCGAUAUGGAGCUUGGGGACCCCACACUUCCUUCCAGCUCCCCCAUAGCCAGUCUGGCAGAUGCUGUUGACCCGGCUGCUACAGUCACAUUGCAAAUAUUUUUGUCAACCGAGUAAGACACAUGUAGGUGUCUUUGAUGUGAACUUAUGGCAAGAGAGAAACGAAGCAUAUUUAGAGGUAGACACCUUCACAGGUCUGAUUGGACCAACCUGUGCUGAGCAGGUUCAUGAACCAGUCUGGGCACUGGGAAGAAAGCACUUUGAGCAAGGAAUCUCAGUGUCAGAGAACAGUAAUUGGCCUGAGAUGUUUUUUAAGUUUCUCUAGGAUGUGUAUGUUAUAAUCGUUUCUCAAACACCGUAUUAGAAUCUUCCAUUAAAAAUCAGUUGCCAAAAUUGCACAGAUUCUGCUAAAUAGCAGCAUUGCUCCCUUUGAAUAACAGGGAUGCUUACGGACAUUUCUAAGUUUUUUAAUGCUUUUUUUUUAGCUUCUUUUUUUUCUUAAAGAACCCUUGAAGAGAAGGAAAAACCGAUAAAGGUAUUUUAACAGAAAUGGAGAGACAUAGAUAGUAUAAAAAUAUAUUUCUUGAAGAGAGUAUCUAAGUGCUAUACCAAGACUUUAUAAGGCUUCCUGUUGCCAAAUGUGAUGUUGAAAUAAUGCACAAGGAAGAUGGCAGAUGGCAAAUCAAUCCAUUAUUACCCAGCUCUGCCCACGUCUGUUAGGGAACUCUAGGAUUGAGGUGACUCGGGAGACCCUGGAGAUGUGAGAGGUCCAUUCAUCAUUUUCCAAAAAACAGGGUGGGGAAGGGUAGGGAGGCCUCUUGGUAGGCCCCUGCAUGGUGCCCUGACCUGGCCCUUGUUUCGGUGGGAGCCUGGCUGCCUGCCUUCCCCUUGGGGGGAGACAGAGCAUUCCUGCCCGCCAGAGAAUCGGUGCCACCGCCGCCGGGAGAAGCAUUGAUUCAUGAGGUGCAAUGCUCUUGAACUCCCAGACGAUGUGCUGAGUUCAUCAGUUCACUUAAGAUGUACACACCAAGGCUGAUUGUUUUUCCUUCGCCUGGUACUCCAUUUGGAGCAGUUUUGCAUGUCUUUGUACAGAGUAACCCAUUCCUCUCAUUGCCUAUCUUAAUCUCCCCUGACCUUUGCAUUAUCUUUCCGCUGCACCCUUUGCUCUUUUGAGCUCACCCACCCCCUUAAAAAAAAAAAUCUUUUCUGAAGCCGGAAGGUGGAACACGCCUUCAUCCCGAUGCUGAUUGCUUUGGAAACAUUUGUGUUCUACCCUGCCCAGGGUUUACAGAAGGCGAAUUAAGUUAAUAAGAUUAUAUAUUACCCAAUACGGAAGAGUUAUAAUAUAUGGUGCACUUGCUUUCCUGUGCAAACUUUGGUUCAGGGGCCCUGCAGAGAAACCAUAGCAUUUUCCUACCAAUGCCAGUGUGAAAAGUGCGGGAGAACUCCAAUGAGAGGAGGUAAGGGUCAAUGGGGGGGAGAAGGGAGACACCAGGAAGCUUCUGUCUGUGGUGUCUGGGCCUUUCCUCCGAGGUGGAAGGGAGCUGGAGCUGUGGGGAAGAAAGCUGUCUGUUUUCUCUGCUCAUCACGGGUGGGGGUCCUUUCAGAACUAGCGACCUCCCUCACCCAGGUGGGAGGACACUCACCUUUCUUCCCGCCCCACCCGCACUGGCCUGUCUCCGUGACAGAAACAUUUGAUCCAGCCUGCACAUUGGACAGCAGAGGUGGCCAAAGGGAACGGAAAUAUCUUGAGGAAAAAGGAGUUUUCACCAAGAUAUGUCUCCUCCCUCCCCCAGAGUUUGGGGGUUUCUGCUUUUUUUUGUUUUUGUGUCAUGCUCAUCUGCAUCAGACCGGUCUCACCUGCUAAGCUUGUGGGGGCACCAGAGUCUGCACCAUGAGAGGUGGCGGCACCGAGGGAUGGGGACCGCUCAUUUCCCUGGUCGCAUCGUCAUGACGUCGGUAGCAUCAUAAAUACUGUCUGUACCUUGAACAAGGGUUUUUGUUUUGUUUUUGUUUUUUUAUCAGUAGUCUAAGGGAAUUAAAAGUUUUUAUUUGCUACUUCCUUUGUUGUAUUUUCUGUACUAUAACUGUCUACGGUAUGUCUUUUGCAUAAAAUGCAUAAGGGUUUGGGGAUGUAAAUGGAAUUUUAUUCAUAUUUUGUCCAAAUACCUCUUGUAAUUUGUAUCAAAAUUCUUGUACAAUUUUUAUAUUAAAGAUUUAUCAGUCACU
This is a messenger RNA of Pipistrellus kuhlii (Kuhl's pipistrelle), 13017 nucleotides long. RefSeq names its product basonuclin 2 (gene BNC2). Gene Ontology annotation, biological process: regulation of DNA-templated transcription. The coding region runs from base 199 to 3522 and encodes 1107 amino acids. Gene Ontology annotation, cellular component: nucleus. The transcript has 8 exons. The record is from RefSeq and is a predicted model, not a curated record. Lineage: Eukaryota; Metazoa; Chordata; Mammalia; Chiroptera; Vespertilionidae.